Messenger RNA from Tetrahymena thermophila SB210, 2145 nucleotides. Its product is annotated as AMP-binding enzyme family protein. The record is from RefSeq and is a predicted model, not a curated record. Lineage: Eukaryota; Ciliophora; Oligohymenophorea; Hymenostomatida; Tetrahymenidae. The transcript has 3 exons.
AUGGACAAUUAAAUUGAGCCAAGUUUCAGAUCUUAAAGCUUUAUUUCAGAUGAAAAUAUCGAAAUGACACUAGCAAACAACUUAAUUGGUUUCAGAUUUGAAUAUGAUGUAAAUUUAAGCAUCGAAUCACUACAAGAAUAACAAAACUUAACUUAUGUUGUUUACUAAGCUUAUUAUCAAUAAAAAAACUAAACCAAUGAAGUUAAUUAUCCUAUUAAUAUUAUCGAAUGUGAUGAUCCUAAUCUAAUUGGCUAUAAAUGCUUAGACUUUUCAAAAGUAUCUAAUUAUACGCUAGCUCUGAACACAAAUACAAAUCUGCAAUCUUAAAUAUAGAUUUUUAUGUACGGAUGCUUGGAUGUUGAUGUUUUAAAAACAACAAUCCCAAGUAAUUGUGCAAAUUAAACUGACAUUGAUAACAUAAUUAAUGGUGGAAGUGCAGGUUUUAGACUAAAACUCUUUACUUCUUAGUAUAACACAACUUCUUAGGAAACAGAAGUUAACUAUAGAAAUGCUUAUGUUUAUACAAUAGCUUACUAAUAAAUAUUGUCUCAAUUAAUUGUUCAAAAACAAAUCACAUCUGUUACGAAAGGAUCCAUAAUAUAAACAGAAUCUGUUUUUUCUUCUCCUAUUUAGUAUAGAAAAGAAGCUUAAACCAUAGAUAGAUCAUAUGCCUUUAAUUAAAUAGGUGUUGGGAGUUAUAGCGUUUUGCUGAUAUACCCAGACGAAAUAGUUCAGCAAAUUAAAAUUUAAUACUCUUCUCUCCCAUAGGUCAUGUCUUUUGUGAAUAGUAUAUUUGCGCUUUUGAUGCUUUUUGGUUCAUUUGGUAGAGUGUUUUCUAAAAACUCUUUGAAGAAGGAUAUUUUUAUGCUUUUCUUAAAAAUUUUGUAUUAAGAUUAAUAUCUUGAAAUGAUGACUUUAAAUAAAGACAAUAAAAACAUGCAAAUGGAGCCAUAAAAUCUUCAGCUUAUUGCUUAAUAGUCAAAUUAUCAAGGAGAGGAGGAACAACAACAACAACAACAAUAAUAAUAACAAUAAUAACAAGAAGAUGAUAACAUUGAGUUCAAAGAAGAGGAAGAGUUAAAUCAACAGAGCUAGAUACCUUAGUUUAUGUAGAAAUCUAAGAUUUAAUUGGAUAGACAAAAAGCUAACCUAAAACUUAUAAAUUAUUCUGAAAGUUAGUCUCCUAAAAUACUAAAUUAAAAUGAUAGGAUUUUGUAAAAAUAUUAAGAAUAAAAAAGUGAGUUUUAAUAAGAUUAAAAUAGCAGUUUUACCUCUGUUUAAAAAUUAAAACAAAAUCUAUCUAACAUAAAACUUAUAUAUGACUUAGAGCAAAGCUAGUCUCCUUAUUUGCAAAAUAGAAGUGAUAGGCUUUCGUAAAAAUAUUUAGAAUAAAAAAGUGAGUUUUAAUAUGACUAAAAUAGCAAUAUUUUCCCCGCUUAAAAAUUAAAACAAAAUCUAAAUUUGAACUUGGGUACAGUUUCCUCAUCAUAAAUUUUUAGUUUCAGCUAUUAAAAAAAAUUUUAAAAAGAACUUAGUUAAAAUUACUCAGGAUAUACCUAAUCAUCUAGUCCUUUUAAGAAGAUCAAUCUUGGUUAAGAAAUUUAAACUAAAACACAAAAUCUAAUUAAGUCAAGACAAAUAAAUUUUAUAUUGAACACAUUAAAAGAUAAAUAGUAGGCAAUACAAAAUAAAAAAGUAUCAAAUUUCAUUUAGAGUUUCAUUUUUAAAGCAAAUAUUUGCAAGAAAAAAAGUAUCAAAUUAUAAAAUCUCAAAAAUUAAAUAGAAGAAAUUGAUUCUCAAAUCAAGAAAGAAAUGAACAUUUAAAAUAUUUUCAAAGACAUACAAUUUUUGAAAAAGGCAGUCAUGCUCAUUUUAAAUUCAGAUCAGCUAGCUGCUCUGCAGCUUAUUGGUUUGUCCUAAAAUUACUUAGACUUUAAAUUAAAGUCUAAAUUUGAUAAAAACUCUGACGAGUUAAUUCUAGAUAAGAACCUUUCUCACUUUGAAAAGUAGUUUGCUAUUUCUCAAUCUGAGUAUUUACAGUUUUGUGAAUUAGAGCAAUUCUUAUAAAGAUGCUCAAAAACUUAAAAUUUAAAAGAAUUGGACAAAAGAAUUUUAUCUUCGUUAAAAAUUGAUAAUUUAUGUUGA